Molecule: messenger RNA, 1150 nt
Organism: Carassius gibelio (silver crucian carp)
Lineage: Eukaryota; Metazoa; Chordata; Actinopteri; Cypriniformes; Cyprinidae
Product: actin-binding Rho-activating protein-like
Exons: 2
Coding region: 199-672 (157 amino acids)
Biological process (GO): positive regulation of Rho protein signal transduction
Molecular function (GO): actin binding
Source: RefSeq, a predicted model, not a curated record
UACAGCGACAUGAUUCUCGUGCUCUGAUUGGUUGGUUUACACGUCAAUCACUUUCACAAGAGCUCAGAAAAGUAGCUACUGCUCAACUUGUAAUGUCCACUUCCAUCGGUGUUACAACAUGACAACCGUCCUCAAGAAGCCAAACAAAGGCGUGAAACAUGCUGAAAACUAGAGACGUCCUGUGAGACAAAGGUCACCAUGGAGACAGACGAAGCACCUGGGCAGCCUAAAGACGACAGGGCGGAGACCUGCACCGUAUCCGUCAAAGGUCUGACAGAGAACUGGCAGAAAUGGUCCAACGACCACUGCGAGUAUCAGAAACACAAUCCCUUCAGCAAUGGCAAGGUGACUCCCCUGCAGAUCCAGCGUGGACAGGAGGGCUACGGCAGGCCCUUAGAGGGCUCUAAAACAGAGCAGAGAGGAAAAGACGCCAACUCUCACAUCAGCAGAGAGGUCACAGAGCUCUGCCAGGUCAUUAGAGAGAUCGGCGCGAGCGGGGACGACAGCAGGGUGUCUGUGCAGUUCGGGACGCUGUUUGAGAGAUACGUCAAUAUCUCUAAUAAACUAGUGGGAGUUCUGCUGCGAGCACGUAAGCAAGGGCUGCUGAACUUUGAAGGAGAGAUGCUGUGGCAGGGGAGAGAUGAUGGAGUGCUCAUCACCUUGUUACAGUGAUUUACAGUAGUGCUGGACACCAUGUGCCUGCCUGUCCACAAUUGCUUCAUAGAGAUCCGUUGUACUUGAACAUGGGUUAAGAGAGUCAGUUGUCGGCCAAAGAAACUUAUGCUAAUGAGUGUAUUGUAACAUUAGGAGUGUAUACAAAUAAAAGUAAACCCUUUACAGAUUCAAGUGAUAUAUUGCUCUUAUCUGUACGAUCAAAACUGAAAGUGUAAUUGAAGUUCUUUUCAGCAUUAUCAGAUUAUGCCACAAAAUGUGUAUCCACGUUAGUCGACUCCAGAGGGUUAAAUGUAGCAAACUGGUAUAUUCAGUUUUUUUUUUUAAAGUACGACAAAAUAAUGAUUUCAAACAGGAUUCAGAACGGUCUUGUCUGUCAUUGGUCAACCAGAUAGAUAGCCCUGCUCCUCUCAUACCAUUUGAUAAGUCAAUGUUGCUUUGGGGGCUGCUAAAAAACAGAGCCACAACACUUACACUU